Molecule: messenger RNA, 4793 nt
Organism: Bacillus rossius redtenbacheri
Lineage: Eukaryota; Metazoa; Arthropoda; Insecta; Phasmatodea; Bacillidae
Product: programmed cell death protein 6-like
Exons: 4
Coding region: 172-687 (171 amino acids)
Molecular function (GO): calcium ion binding
Source: RefSeq, a predicted model, not a curated record
UUAUGGCUGUAUUUGAAACGAAGGUCAAGUCAAAUUUAGCGAGCGAAGUGACGUGCGUGACCUCCCCGUACUGCCGGGGCUAUUAGUUGGAAAAGGGAGGGAAUAAUCCAGUGUUGAGAUUUGAUGAGAAUUAUUAACAUCGGUUGAGGUGUGUGAAUCUAACUUUUAGGGAUGGCUUCGCGUGAAUUUCUGUGGGAUGUAUUUCAACGUGUCGACAGAGAUCGCAGUGGCUACAUAUCUGCUGAUGAGCUUCAGCUGGCCUUGUCCAAUGGCACGUGGACGCCUUUCAACCCGGAGACCGUCAGAUUGAUGAUAGGAAUGUUUGAUAAAGAAAGCAGAGGCACUGUUAGUUUCGAAGAUUUCGGGGCCUUGUGGAAGUACGUCACGGACUGGCAGAACUGUUUCCGGUCAUUCGACCGCGACAACUCUGGGAACAUCGACCAGUCCGAGCUGAAGAUGGCCCUCACUUCCUUUGGCUACCGGCUGUCCGAUCACCUCGUCAACAUGAUGGUCAGGAAGUUCGACCGGCUGGGGAAAGGAACCAUUUUGUUCGACGACUUCAUUCAGUGCUGCAUUGUUCUGCAUACGUUGACAUCUGCGUUCAGACAGUACGACACUGACCAAGAUGGAGUCAUUACCAUUCAUUACGAACAGUUCCUGUCGAUGGUUUUUAGCUUGAAGAUAUGACUGCAGAUUGUCGCACAAAGUUGCUUACCACAUUCCAUCUGCUUACGCAUGCCAAAAGAACUCAAGUUUUAAUGAAACUGUGCAUUAAAUGCAUGGUUGUGUACGUCCUCGCAUACAGGAUUGUAUCUUGACGGCAAUUUUCUCGUACCCUUUCUUUAGCGUGCGUCGUAUUCAACAAGGAAUUUACUGAUCAUCGCUUUUCUUAACAUACCUAUUAUUUUGUCCAUAAAGCUCAGUACACACCAAGCUGAAGGUAAAUUAUUUCAUGGCAAUUAAUUUUUACACUGAACUAAAGUUCCCAUUUCUGUGGACUUUUCCCGAAAAGUUCUGGCAAAAAAAGUUACUUUUCCCUGUGUCUUGUUUUUACAGCAGAACUUAACAUGUCCAUGUCCAUGUGCCAAUAUUACAGUUAACUAUUUUGAAGGAAAUCUUCAGUUUAAACCUAAGUCAAUUAAUGUGCACGAUCGAAAAUGCACCAUUUCCAGCAAUUAAAACUCAAAAUGUUAACAUAAUCAUCCAGAAUUUGAAACCCAUAUCAAAUGAUCAAAUUUAUUUCAAUAAUAUCACGAGAUAGUGCUAUGUAUCGUGCGGCAUGUCAGGACCACAUAUUUGUGUCGUAAAUACAAAAAAAAAUUGUGUGAUAACAUUAAAAGUUGCAUUUAUUGCAAUGAUCUCUCAUUACUUUUUUAUUUGCAACAGUCAUGGAUACAUACACAACCUCCAGUCAAGUGAUUAGUCUAAAUUUCUCUUGUUGGCAUUUUGCGUGGCUGUAUGGUAGUGUAAUCAGUGGAUGUGACACUACUUAGUAGAGAGCUGCAGUACCAAGUUUCUUCAAAUAGUUUUCUUUGCUGGACUUCCGAGCCUGGUACAGAUAGAUUACACCCACUGGCUUCUAAUUCAUCCUGUAGUUUGGUGGGCGUGCGAAAGGAACUAGGCUUUGACGUGACUCAAGUUGAUGUCCCAGCGGUUCGUAACUCAGUAUGGUCGUGGAACAUCUUGUCACCUUACAUUUUGUGUGGAACUGUUCCAUGUUAGAACCAAACUUUUACUAUCCCUCCCACCUACAGAUUUUUAACUGAAUGUGUCGAGUGACAGUCGUAAUUUACUUACAUCACAGGGGAUAAGAAAUUUGUAACACAAGUUUUACAUUUACACAGUCCAACAGAUCUUUUUCUACAUGAAUCUUAUCUGUGCACUUAAUUUGAAUUUACAGUCUUUCUUCCUUCCUUCCUUCCUUCCUUCCUUCCUUUCCAGUAUAUGCCAAGUAUGCAUGUGCUGAGUCUCGUACUGAGGUAAUUUUUUUAUUUUUACUGAUGUUAAAGUGUAACAUUUCUUUCAAGGCUUAACAUUGGGAAAAACAAAAUUAGACUUGAACUGCAGUGAUGGUUUAUUGCAGUUUAGGAACACAUUGUUGAUAUCAAAUUGGAAAAACUUGGUUGGCUUUAUAAGGUCAUGCGUAUUAUAAACCGGGCAGCCAGUCUUGCCUUAUUGGGGUCGAAGGAUAAAGAGAAGUUGUAGCAUUGGCUACCAAGAAUUUAUAAUAACAAUUGUUGUUUAUAGCGAUUUUUGAUUUGGCAGAUCUAUAAUGUGGUAUUUGUACAUGUUCUGUAUCCUGAAAUUGUAGAAGCUGUUAAUACCUAGUAUUUUAAAAGUUAAAUUGUUAAUAAAUGAGAUGUAAUGUAAGUAUUGCUCACUAUGUUUGGUGGAGGCUAUUUCAUGUGUAGGUAUUUAGUUCCUGUUUGAUAUGUUGUAAAAUUUCCGUAGUUAUUUGUUAUGGGAAAAUUUAUUUUAUGUAUUGAAUAUUUAUUGUAUGUACAACUUUAAAUUUCAAAACAUGAAAUAUGCUUAUUUUUAAGACCAUGCACCAAAACUAAAUCAGGGUCUCGAUUUUUAAAUGCAUAAAUGUUUAUCCGUUGAUGAAUUUGUGUCCUGCACAUGCGUACAUUAUUUUUGGGUGAAGUAUUUGUGUGGUUUUUAAAAUAAAUAUUUUAAGUUUGUGUUUGGCUAGUGCAUGUUAAUAUAGUUCAUUUAGUUGCUUUUAUUGGCCAAUUUUACAGUGGGAAUAUGUUUCUACAUUGAGGAUUUUGUUACUGUUAAAUCUUUUGCAUUUUCUAAUUUUCUCACUAUUUUAAUUUACUUAUUUUUUUACUAUAUUUUUAUUAUGUAGAGUUAUUGGAACAUAUAAGGGUUAUCUAAAUAUGUUUUAUUAUUUUUUCACAAGUGUGUGUAAUGUGGGAGUUUGUUUCUUAUUACACAUUCUUCUUAAAUCAGACUCAACUCUUUCAAUGGCAGAUAUUAUUAAAUAGUUUACUGGAUCAUUGUUAAACUGCAUAUUGUGAAUUCAACAACUCAUAAUAGUCACAUUUAAGAACAUUAAGCGAAAACUCAACUAUGACUUCAAACUAUGUUUAAACUUUCAUAAAUAUGUAGGUACUGAAACACAGUUAAUUUGACGCAUUUAGCAAGUUUUAUAAUUUUGGCCAAACGUUUUGUGCUAGUAGCCAGUACUGUUGUUUCAAAAUGAAUAAUGCUUUAGUGUUUAAAUAUGAAACUAAACAAAUGUUGACUAGCUACAGUGUAACAUCCUGCAACUUUCACCGCAAAAAUGUUCACAUUCUGAAGGGUAAAGGUGAUUUAUAUUUGGAACGCUUAGUACACCUCUGCAUGUACGUCAAGCUGGUGUUCGUAAUCUCUUCGGUUGUUGACCUGAAAAUUCCCCUGUGCAUGAGAGGUCACCUCUCAAAUAACUCAUUAAUAAAACAAAUAUUCACGAACAAAACUUGUUGAAAAAUUGUUAUUUGAUGCAGUAUUUUGUUGCCAUGAAAUUUCACUGCAUACAAGGCUACAACAGAGCAAUAUAACCGGGUCAUACUAGCAGCAACGAAGAAUACAAAACCACUGCAGAGGAUGAGUAGAGGAGUACGGAAAAUAAUUUAUGGGGAGAAUUAGUGACGGAAAGUUGCGAGCACACAGCGUGCCGUGUGGCUAAAUUGAUGCUGCACUAUCUCUGUGUGAGGAGAAACUUCCGCCCAUAUUCAAUCAUAGUGGAGUAGUUUGGCUUUCAUUCUGUGAACUACAAUGAGUAUUGCGCACAGUACUGGUCAGUAUUUAUUAUUUAAAUUAAUUGGUAUUGUACUAAGCUUUGCAUAAAGGGUAUGUACUAUGUAGUUGAAUUGCAGGUUCAGCGUUGCAUGUAUAGCUGAGUAUUUUAUGAUUUUUUUUUUGCCAUGUUUCCGAUACUUGACAACAUUGUACCGAGCCAGUUGGUUGUAGAAUGUAGGUAUGUACUCACUUCUGUUACAUUGUAUGUCACAGAUGAAUUUAAGAAAACAUUCUAUGAUGUAAUUUGCAUUUGCAAUGCACUGGACAGAGUGAACAUCGCUUCCAUUUUUGCAGUAUUACAAAUAUGUAGAAAACAACUGAUUUACUUGGGGCUUAAGGCCUUUUGUAAAUUCAUGUAUCUCGAAGCCAUAACAAAGACACACUGUACCUGUGUGCAGAAUGUGGCAGCAUCUCGCAAAUGUUACUGUGAGACUAACAAUGGAGACAAUUUUGUUUAAUCAAUUUCCUUUAAGGUAUGUUUUGUUUCUGAGUGUUCUGAUAAUUAACUUGACCUAGUGUGUGUAACUGACUUUUUAAAUGUAAAUCUUAUUAAUAAAAGUUGUAUGUAUUAAGUCUAACAUAAUUUGAAAAUUUUUAAUAACUGCUCAGCUAUGCAUUUAAAUUGAUACGUAUUGUGUUGAUCCAAAGAAAGUAUUGUAAUAAUUGCUUAAUGUUUUUCAAUCGAAUUUUCCUCAGGCUUUAUACAAUUUAACAAUAAUUCUCUCUUAAUAUAGAUCUGUUUAGAGUUAUGUUGCUAGAUGUAACUAACUGACUGAUUGUUAAUGCUGUUGAAAAUUAAACUUGGUGCAACAAAGAGGAUGUAGAGAUAGUCUCUGGUAGGUUUUGUAUGUUAUCAUGAUAUGGCUAUUGCCUAUUUUUCUUAUACAAAGAAUUAAAAAAUGUUUUGACUGUGUAUACAACUUCUUUUCAGUGAUAAUAUUUAAAAUUUAAGUGUAAAAUUUGAACAUAAUAAAUAUAGAGUAAUGUUCUAUAUACCUAUAAAA